CUGCUGGGGUCUUCUGGUGGAGGGAACCCUUUGGGAUUCCCAACCUGACAGUCAUGGUCUGGUGGGGAUUCCUUGGCUGGUGGGGCUUUGAGGGGUAUCUGGGGUCCCUGGCCAGGGACUCUGGGGUUUAGGUCCCAGGGAAUAUCUGGUUGGCCCCUGGCUGUGGGAGCUUCUACUAACCUUGAUCCUUCUCUCUGAUCAACUCGUGCCAGAGUCCUGGCUCCAAGCACUGCCCGGCAUUCCCCAGUCACGUGCCCUGUCACUGGGAUAACUUUCUGUCCACUUAUCAAACACUGCUGUGAAAUAAUGUCCAUGUUUCGCUCCAGUUCAUCCCGUCCUCUCGUUGGACAGGGGAGAGAAAUGGCUACAGAGGAGCCAGUUCAGGGGCCGGUGACCUUCGAGGAGGUGGCUGUGUAUUUCACCAGGGAAGAGGGGACUCUGCUGGAUCCCACUCAGAGAGCCCUCUACAGAGAUGUCAUGCAGGAGAAUUAUGAGAAUGUGACUGCACUGGGGUUUCCAGUUCCCAAACCUCAUAUAAUCUCCCAGCUGGAACAAGGAGAAGAGCCAUGGGUCCCAGACCUCCAGGGUUCAGAGGAAAGAUGGAUCCUGAGAGCCCCCUGCACAGCAGGUGAUGCAAUGGUAGGUAAGAAAGAGGAGCAGAAUUUUCAGCAGGAAAAUGUCGAGCAAGUGGAUAAACACAGAGCAUUUUCGCAAAGAUCGAAAAGGAAUGUGUCCAGGAGUCAUGACCAGGGAAACUCCUUUGAGAUUCAGCACAGAACAGAAAGAGAGCAGGGAAACCAGCCAGGAGAGAGAAUGGGUAAAUAUAUUUUCUGCUGGGGAAUUCAGAAGAGCAUCAAAGAAACCACAGCACAGCAGGAAAUCCUCAUGAGAAAGAAGAAAAAUACAUGUUGUGAGUGCGGGAAAAGCUUCUCUAGCAGCUCAAACCUUUCUCAACAUCAGAGAAUCCACACAGGGGAGAGGCCCUAUGAAUGCUGUGAAUGUGGGAAAACCUUCUAUCACAGAUCAACCCUUUCUAGACAUGAGAGAAUACACACAGGGGAGAGGCCCUAUGAAUGCCGUGAGUGUGGGAAAAGCUUCACUCAGAGAUUAACCCUUUCUAGACAUGAGAGAAUCCACACAGGGGAGAGGCCCUAUGAAUGCCAUGAGUGUGGGAAAACUUUCACUUCCAAAUCAAGUCUUGUUCAUCAUAAGAGAAUCCACACAGGCGAGAGGCCCUUUGAAUGCCGUGAGUGUGGGCAAACCUUCAUUCACAGAUCAGACCUUUCUAAACAUCAGAGAAUCCACACAGGGAAGAGGCCCUAUGAAUGCCGUGAGUGUGGGAAAACUUUCACUUCCAAAUCAAGUCUUGUUCAUCAUAAGAGAAUCCACACAGGCGAGAGGCCCUUUGAAUGCCGUGAGUGUGGGAAAACCUUCCCUCACAGAUCAGCCCUUUCUCAACAUCAAAGAAUCCACACAGGGGAGAGGCCCUAUGAAUGCCUUGAGUGUGGGAAAAGCUUCACUCAAAGAUCAACCCUUUCUCAACAUCAGAGAAUCCACACAGGGGAGAGGCCCUAUGAAUGCCAUGAGUGUGGGAAAACCUUCAAUCGCAGCUCAAACCUUAUUACCCAUCAGAGGAUCCACACAGGGCAGAGGCCCUAUGAAUGCCGGGAGUGUGGGAAAAGCUUCCUUCACAGCUUUCACCUUUCUAGACAUCAGAGAAUCCACACAGGUAUGAGACCCAGUGGAAGCAGUGAGUGUGGGAAAACCUCGUCUUGCCAUUGAGCCCAUCAGAGCCGU
Molecule: messenger RNA, 1797 nt
Organism: Gopherus flavomarginatus (Mexican gopher tortoise)
Lineage: Eukaryota; Metazoa; Chordata; Testudines; Testudinidae
Product: zinc finger protein 239-like
Exons: 5
Coding region: 307-1782 (491 amino acids)
Biological process (GO): regulation of transcription by RNA polymerase II
Cellular component (GO): nucleus
Molecular function (GO): RNA polymerase II cis-regulatory region sequence-specific DNA binding; DNA-binding transcription factor activity, RNA polymerase II-specific
Source: RefSeq, a predicted model, not a curated record